GACCGGGCCGCCCCCGCCGCGCCCGCCCGCCCUCCCGGGAUGCGGCGCUGAGGCCCAGCAUGGCAGGCCCGGGUCCCACCUUCCCGCUGCAUCGGCUCGUCUGGGCGAACCGACACCGAGAACUGGAGGCCGCGCUGCACAGCCGCCAGCACGACAUUGAACAGGAAGACCCCCGGGGGCGCACCCCGCUGGAGCUGGCUGUAUCCCUGGGGAACCUGGAGUCCGUGAGAGUCCUCCUUCGACACAAUGCCAACGUGGGCAAAGAGAGCUGUCAGGGCUGGGCAGUCCUGCAGGAGGCCGUCAGCACUGGGGACCCUGAGAUGGUGCAGCUGGUGCUCCAGUAUCGGGACUACCAGAGGGCCACGCAGAGGCUGGCCGGCAUUCCGGAACUGCUCAACAAACUCCGCCAGGUGCAGCAGGGCACGGAGGCCCCCGACUUCUACGUGGAGAUGAAGUGGGAGUUCAGCAGCUGGGUACCCCUGGUGUCCAAGAUGUGCCCGAGUGACGUGUACCGUGUUUGGAAGCGGGGUGAGAGCCUGCGGGUGGACACCAGCCUCCUGGGCUUCGAGCACAUGACUUGGCAGCGUGGCCGGAGGAGCUUCAUCUUCAAGGGCCAGGAGGCCGGAGCCUUGGUGAUGGAGGUCGACCACGACCGGCAGCUGGUGCACAUGGAGACGCUGGGGCUCACGCUGCGUGAGCCUGAAGCGCUGCUGGCCGCCAUGCGGCCCAGUGAGGAGCACGUGGCCAGUCGCCUCACCUCUCCCAUCGUCUCCACCCACCUGGACACUCGCAACGUGGCCUUCGAGAGGAACAAAUGUGGUAUCUGGGGCUGGCGGUCUGAGAAGAUGGAAACCGUUAGCGGCUACGAGGCCAAGGUGUACAGCGCCACCAACGUGGAGCUGGUGACACGCACACGCACGGAGCACCUCUCUGAUCAGGACAAGGCGAGGAUCAAAGGGGGAAAGACUCCAUUCCAGUCCUUCCUUGGCAUGGCCCAACAGCACUCCUCCCACAAUGGGGCUCCUGUGCAGCAAGCAGCCAGCCCCACAAACCCCACAGCCAUUUCCCCCGAUGAAUACUUUGACCCCAACUUCAGCCUGGAGUCGAGGAACAUCGGCCGCCCCAUUGAGAUGUCCAGCAAAGUACAGAGGUUCAAGGCGACACUGUGGCUGAGUGAGGAGCAUCCGCUGUCCCUGGGGGACCAGGUGACGCCCAUCAUCGACCUGAUGGCCAUCAGCAAUGCUCACUUUGCCAAGCUGCGUGACUUCAUCACCCUGCGCCUUCCGCCCGGCUUCCCGGUCAAGAUUGAGAUCCCCCUCUUCCACGUGCUCAACGCCCGCAUCACCUUCAGCAACCUGUGUGGCUGCGAUGAGCCCUUGAGCUCGGUGUGGGUGCCGGCGCCCGGCUCUGCUGUUGCAGCUUCAGGGAGCCCCUUCCCCUGUGAGGUGGACCCUGCCGUGUUCGAGGUGCCCGAGGGGUACAGCGUGCUGGGUGCAGAGCGCAGUGAGCCCCUGCGUGACGAGGAUGAUGACCUGCUGCAGUUUGCCAUCCAGCAGAGCCUGCUGGAGGCGGGCACGGAGGCGGAGCAGGUGACUGUCUGGGAAGCCCUGACCAACACCCGGCCUGGCGUCCACCAUGCCCAGGCCGCGGCCUACGAGGAGCAGCUUCAGCUGGAGCGGGCCCUCCAGGAAAGCCUGCGGAUGUCCACAGAGCCCGGGGGUCCGGGCUCCCUGCACCAGAUGCCCCCAUCCCCGGCCCCCCCCAGCUUCGAGGAGCAGCUUCGCCUGGCCCUGGAGCUGUCCUCGCGGGAGCAGGAGGAGCAGGAGCGCCGGGGGCAGCAGGAGGAGGAAGAUCUACAGCGGAUCCUGCAGCUCUCGCUCACCGAGCACUGAGCCCCGCCCUCGGGAGGGCGUCCGGGCUGCUCACCCACCCACUUUUCUUUAAAUGAGACCCCCUCCAACACUCAGGGCUGCUGGGAGGGUAAGAUGAGCCGACAGGAGUCAAAUGCCCUCACGGGGUAGGAGCUCUGUGAACGUCAGUUCCCCUGAGGCUCAUCGCACCUUCUGGAGACCCGGAAUUUCCCGGAAUUCCCCGGAAUCGGGAAGGGCAGAGGCUGGUUCUCCAGGUGGCUCGGAGGCGGUGCCGCCGCAGACCAGACCUGGGUUCCUGCCCCUACCUACCUGGCAGGUUCGACUGCAGUGACAGACAAGUCACUUCCCUCUGCCGCGGCUCUGAACCUGCUCAGCCCCGCCCAGCUUACCUCCAAGGUGGCCCCGAGGACCCCUUGUGAGCCUGUGGGUUUGUUCUAAAUCCAGUCUGACACCCCUCAAGCCGAAUGGAAGUGCCAGGAACAACCAGCCAAAAGAAAUAAGUCUGGGGUUCCUCCACUUAAGACCCACCGUGUCUGGUCCUCUCCAAGACCUGGGUCCUCAGCCCUGCCUCCCUGGGCUCCACCUCUGCGGGGUAACAGAAUGGUUGAGGCCCAGAGUACAGUUCAGGUGACCCAGCCGGGCGGAGCCGGGGACUGGGGCUGGGGCGCCUCCUGGGAGGAGGGACCGAACCCUGGAGCUCUGCGUAGGCUGCCUUUUCCCGCCGCGGAGGCCCGGC
Molecule: messenger RNA, 2607 nt
Organism: Dama dama (fallow deer)
Lineage: Eukaryota; Metazoa; Chordata; Mammalia; Artiodactyla; Cervidae
Gene: ANKRD13D
Product: ankyrin repeat domain 13D
Exons: 16
Coding region: 60-1892 (610 amino acids)
Cellular component (GO): cytoplasm
Molecular function (GO): protein binding
Source: RefSeq, a predicted model, not a curated record